This is a messenger RNA of Metarhizium brunneum ARSEF 3297, 840 nucleotides long. The record is from RefSeq and is a predicted model, not a curated record. NCBI's taxonomy places the organism in Eukaryota, Fungi, Ascomycota, Sordariomycetes, Hypocreales, Clavicipitaceae.
AUGCACUCGCGCCAAAAAUACAAAUUGUUGGGUCAGAGGUCGUCCCGUGCUUCACAAGACGACGUUGAGUCUGAUGAUGACGCUACAUUCUCGGCACAAGAAUUGGCCUUGGCGCGGGCAAAGAAGAUUAUAUACGCCCUACUUUUUAUGCUUGGCGUGACUACCGUUUCAACGGCUGUGCUCUUGACCAGACAGCGGUGCUCUCUCGCCUCUCCAAGUUUCUGUAAGAAGUAUAAAUGCUCUGCGAUACUUCAGAAUACGCGACUAACGCCCCUGCGACCAGUUGAUCUAGAAACCAACGUGCCGGUGCCCAUUUCCCAUGAUAACCAUACCAUCGAAGACCCUAUGUGGGAUUCUCCCGAGUAUGACUGGUACCUAGGAUGGGUGGCGCUGCAAAACGACGUUGCCCAGUCCAAGGGCUUGCCUACCGCCAUGCACUGGCCCUGGGACAGCUCCAGGAGCAUAUAUAUAUUGCACGGGUUUCACUCUUUACACUGCGUGUUCUUGCUGCGCGACGUCAUAAUGCAGUACCACGAUAACAAGGCGCAAGCAUGGCCAUACGGACAUGUAACGCACUGCCUACAUGUCCUUCGCGAGGACGUCAUGUGUGCCGCUGACGACACGCCGCGGUAUACGGGGCGGUUGCACGCGCAGGAGAACGAGACCGUGGUGGAAUCAGGGAUAGGCCAGGUUCGCAUGUGCCGCGACUGGAACAAGCUGCGCCAGCACGCUAUUGACAACUCUGCUUGCUACUAUCGUCCUGGCGAUCAUUAUAUUCCGCUGCUGGAUCGUUAUAAGAGGUGUCCGGAUGGGAGCAAGCCUUGGGAGAAGGAGGAAUAG